AAGUGAUGAUAGUUUUCGAAUGAUCUCGCUAGUCAGUAGCGGUUUGGCACUCGUCGCGUACCAACGUUUGAAUAUUCAUUGUAUACCGGCUCUUCGGAUUACCACUAAUUGCAUAAUAUAUCCACCGGAAUUGUGGAUAUUUAUAAGCCGCUUGACAUUAACGACCGGAAUCACACACCUUGGGUAACUGAAACCGGAUACUCCGGAUCCAAGCCAUAACUCAUUAGGUGACGGAUGAGUGCCACCGCUGUCUAACCGGAGGGCGUAAAGUGUUUGCUUGUUUUUGUAAUUAGUGAACCCCUGCGGAGGAAAGUGUGAAUCUGUGAGAUAAGUGACAGUUACAACUAAUUCCUGGUGAGAUUACGGCGAGAUGAUUCAUUAUUUGCAAGAUGCAUUACGAAGCAAGCGACAAUAUAUGGCAGCUCUGAUCGCAAACCUUGCCAUCGCCUGUAUGGGCGCUAGCAUGGCGUGGACAUCCCCCGUAGAACCAAAGCUGAAAAUCCUUGCCGAAUCGCCUCUUUCCGCCAUACCGACAUCAUCGGAACUGUCAUGGAUUGGUUCGAUUCUUACUCUCGGAUCCCUGGCUGGUCCCUCAUUCGCCGGUCUGGUCGCAUACCGGUUCGGCCGUAAGCCAGCCUUGUUGGGUAGUGCCGCAUUCUUUCUGGUAUCCUACGUGCUCUUCCUCACGGCGACUACCGUGGCACAGAUCCUCGUCGGUCGUUUCGUCCAGGGCUGUGGAAUUGGUUUCGCCAUCACCAUCACACCGUUAUACGUUGCGGAAAUGGCCACCGAUAACAGAAGGGGUGCCCUUGGGUCGCUCGUCCAAACCUUCAUAACCCUGGGACUACUCUUCGACUACGGCAUUGGGCCGUACGUUAGUUACGUCGCCUUUCAGUGGAUCCAGAUGGCACUACCUAUCGUUUUCAUCCUUGCAUUCAUCCUUAUGCCGGAGACACCGCACUUCUACGUUUCUAGGGGAAACUAUCUGGCUGCGGAACGUUCCCUAUCAUAUAUCCGCGGAGAGCCUAUUGACGACCUUAAAGGUGAGUUCGAUACAAUAAAAUUCUCAGUGGAGGAGUCGAUGCGAAAUCGUGGCUCAUUCAAGGAUUUGUUCACCAAUCACGCCAACUUGCGGGCGUUGACUAUCUGCACUGGUGUGGUGGUAUUCCAGCAGCUGUCCGGUAUCAAUCCGGUGCAAUUUUUCGCGCAAACUAUUUUCGAAAAAACAAAAAGUAGUCUAUCGGCGGAUCUGAAUGCCAUUAUCAUCGGAGUCUGCCAGGUUGUUUCCAGCGUGGUGACGGCGUUGAUCGUGGAUAGAGUUGGUCGAAGGCCAACGUUGCUGGCUUCAGCGAUUGGGAUGUGCUGCUCACUUGCUGCUUUGGGAGCGUACUUCUAUUUGGACGAUUCGAAAUCGCCGGCUACCGAAAGCUUGGCGUUCCUUCCAGUUACUUCGCUUGUAGUUUUCUGCGUUAUGUUCUGUACCGGUUUUGGCCCAAUAGCUUGGGUGCUUUUGGGAGAGAUGUUCGCCCCGAACAUCAAGUCGUUGGCUUCUUCUGUGGUAUCAUCUAUUUGUUGGCUGACAUCGUUCUUCGUUCUGUUCUACUUCUCAUCGGUGGAUGAGGCGAUUGGAUCACAUUGGCUGUUCUGGAUCUUCGCUAUUUGCUGUGCCAUGGCAUUUGUGUUUACCUACGUGUUCGUGGUGGAAACCAAAGGGUUAAGCUUACCGGAAAUCCAGGCUCGGUUAAAUGAGAGUGCGCCAGUUAUUGACAGUAGAAGUGGCCUAGAGAAGCAAUGAAUACUUACAAUAGAACCGUAGGUAACGGAA
Messenger RNA from Armigeres subalbatus, 1825 nucleotides. RefSeq names its product facilitated trehalose transporter Tret1-like. The record is from RefSeq and is a predicted model, not a curated record. Lineage: Eukaryota; Metazoa; Arthropoda; Insecta; Diptera; Culicidae. The transcript is spliced from 3 exons. Gene Ontology annotation, cellular component: membrane. Gene Ontology annotation, molecular function: sugar transmembrane transporter activity. Bases 371 to 1795 code for a protein of 474 amino acids. Gene Ontology annotation, biological process: transmembrane transport; carbohydrate transport.